AUGAAUGUCAGUCGAAUACUCUCACAUUUAAAUGCUGCAGCAGCAGAAGGCUGCUGCAGCAGACUGCUGCGCUGCUGCAGCAGGGACGCAGUGGCGGGCACAACAGCUGAAGCCCUAACAGUCCUCGUGCAGCAGCAGCAGCAGCAGCAGCAGCAACAGCAGCAACAGAAGGAACAGGAGCAGUUAAAUACAGAUGUGCAGCAGAAGCUACCUGAGCAGCAGCAGCAGAAGCAGCAGCAGCAGCAGCAGCAGCAACAUGAAGCUACCAGCGGUAGAGUUGCAGCUUGA
Messenger RNA from Eimeria mitis, 288 nucleotides. RefSeq lists its product as uncharacterized. The transcript has a single exon. The record is from RefSeq and is a predicted model, not a curated record. The coding region runs from base 1 to 288 and encodes 95 amino acids. NCBI's taxonomy places the organism in Eukaryota, Apicomplexa, Conoidasida, Eucoccidiorida, Eimeriidae.